Pocillopora meandrina is the source of this 3075-nucleotide messenger RNA. The record is from the annotation of a GenBank genome assembly. NCBI's taxonomy places the organism in Eukaryota, Metazoa, Cnidaria, Anthozoa, Scleractinia, Pocilloporidae.
GGAAGAAUAGCUUUUGUCAAAAUGGCGGUCGAGAUGUGAGGCAAAUUUUGAGUAUCAUCCAUCUUAUUCGCGUGGUAGUCAUUAGGAGUGAUGGCAAAUGUACCGGAUGAUAAAAACAGUCAUGAGCAUGAUAAUGGGAAAAAUCAUAAUUUGAGAAACGAGGGUUUCGCUUCAUGUGCCUUAGUAAAUGCAAACUAUUGUUAUCAAAUGUCGCUCUGGUGGUGGAACACGUACUUGUAUAAUUUACAUGCUCAGGUACAAGAUCAGAACUGUGAGUGUGUGGAGCAGAGUGCGAUCGUGGAAGAUGAGUGUGAAUGCUUCCAGAAUCAAAGUGGAUUAGAGACUCGGAAAGGUCAAAUGUACCCGUGCGGAGAUUGUACAGAAUCAAUUUAUUUUCGUGGAACACCAUGGCCACGAUCACAAGGCGAACAUUCAGUGGGUGGUGAAAAUCACCCUGACUUAAUUUUCAAGGGAGAUCUUAUAUCUGGUAGUAGUAAAGGUGCAUAUAGUAACAGUGUGAAUGAUGGCUGUGGUACUGAUGAUGUCAAUGAAGAUGAUGAUGAUAGCGAUGAGAGCAGUGAUGUUGAAAUGGAAGUUGAUGAAAACUUCAGGAAGUUUUUGGAACAAUCUGAGAGACACAGACAAGAGCGAGAGCAGAGUUAGUUUUUUGUUUUCCUUUGGUUUCUAAGAUGUGUUUGAAAUCUAUCCCCUUUAGUGAUCUUUCCUGUCCUUGUAUGAUUUUUUUAAAGAGAAUUUGUUUUAAAUCAAGAUGAGACACUUAGGCUUACAUAUUUGUCCAAUUUUUUUUUACCGUUUAGCUGGAUAAGGUAUUGAUAUUGCAACAAGAAUUUUUUUGUCAAUAUGUUGCCUCCCCCCUACUCCCACAUUACCUUCCCCCUACUCCCACUUUGGCUCCCUUCUAUGUAUUCUCCCACACUGCCUCCCCCCUACUCCCACAGUGCCUCUCCCCUACUCCCACAGUGCCUCUUUCCCAUUCCCACAUUGCCUCCCCUCUUUAAACUGUGCACAAAACAUGAUGAAACAUUGGUUGCAGGGAUGUAGAUAAUAGCUGGAAGCCGGGAAAAUUACCUGGCUGUGAACACAAUCUUUCUGGCUGUGAAGCACUACUUCUUUCUCCAAAAUGUUUUUAAAUGUUGUCAGAUGAUUGUUAUUUAUUUAUUUCAUUUGUUUACACCUUCAAAUCUAGGUAUAGUGUGCCAAAGGCAUGCUAGAGUGGGCCUUCGGCCCAAAUAUCCGCCUAUCAUUGCAAGAUUCCCGCCAGUUAAAAACUUUAGCUACAUCCCUGGGUUGACAAAAGACAUUCCAACUAGAAUGAUAAAAUUCAAGUCUGCACAGGAGACAAAUAGAACAUCCAUCUUAUUCUGGUUUCUUUGGCAUGAAGUGACUGGAGAUAUUGCCACUUUCUUUCUUAAUUUCAUAUUGUCUGGCUAUUUUCUAGGGAAGCAAGAACUAUUGGAAGAGAAUGAUGAUUACAUUGAAGGUGAGUAUAUACUGAUCAUUCAUAGACGCACGUAAAAGAUUACGUCAUUUCAAGUCUACAAAAUGAAGAAGUGCGCCAAGUGGCGCAAUCUGUAGGAGCUUAUCUGACUUUGUGAAGUAGCACUUAUGUUGAGAAACACAGAAAUGCCCGCAGUAAUGAAAAUGGUAGAUUUGAGGAUUUUGGUUAAUUUUUUAUCAAAUUUGUCAAAGUGAAAUCAGCUUAGCAGAUUCAAUAAUUUUGACAAAUUUUAACCAUUUUCUUUACUGCAUGCAUCUCUGGAAAUAGCUCAGUAAUUGAUAUAUAAUGGUAAUUGAACUGAACAUAGUGCAAUUUGGUCUGAAAUCAUAUUCAUGGUUUCAAAAUCAAACGUGUGCACAGGGCAAGUUUGAUUUGCAAUUACAAGUAUGAUUUCAGACCAAUGAAGUACAAUUACCACUUUAUUACAUCUAUUUUGAAAUUGCAAAAUUGAUUCAGUCAAUACAAGUUUUUUGUAGUCACUACCAAUAGUUUAUUGAUCCAAUAUGUUGUGCUGGUUUGUUAAAAAAAUUGCAAAAGGUGUCUUCCAUUUUCCUGCAAUUUGAUUGAUUUCUUUAAACAAGCCUUGAAAUUUGAUUGGUUGUAGUGUUCAAGUAAAGCUAUCUCAUUGGCUGGGGAUAAGGUGCGAUUUAUAGCAUAAAAUGUUGCAAUUUGUGAAUGAAUUGCACUGGUUAGAGUCAAUCAGAUUGCAAGGAUUACGUGUGAUUUCAAAUUGGAUGUAAUAAAAGUAAUUACCACAUAAUUUGUCAGGCUUUAGACAGUUUCCUAGAAUCCAAUUGCAUUCUUUGGUGGUGAGAGGCUUGGUGAGUAUUACUUAAAAAAUCACUUACCCAUGGAGGGGGCCAUAAUUUGUCUCAACAACCAUUCUCACUUUCUUUGUGUUGACCUGCUCACAUUCCUUCAUGUUGUGGUGAGUUGUUUGUCCUUCCUCCCUGUUUUCACAGAGGAUUGAGCAAUGACUCACAUUAGCAUGGAGGAAUGCAGGUAGGCUGGCAAAAAGAAGAUGGGAAGGGUGGCUAGAAAAAAGAUUGCACCCAUUCAGAGUGUUAACAGAGUGCCUUGCCCAAGAACACAGCACAAUGACAUGGUCAAUUCUAGAGCCCAAAAGUCUUGACCAUGAAAACAGUGCACUAAGUAUUAGGCUUCACCAUCUCCCACAUUGGAAAAAUUUGUUCCACUUUUUAAUCUAGUCAUCCUUUUUUUUCAUAAAUCAGUUGGCUCAGUCCAUUUGAAUACUACCACUAGUGCUCCAACAGAACAACCGGGUGUAAAGAGAAAAGAGGAGAUGAAAGCACUCUAUGGAAAACAUGCCUCCAAGAUCAUGGCUCUUGAAGCAUCACUUCAGCUGAAUUAUGACAGACAGUGUGAUGCAAGACAACCUGUUUUUUGGCCUAGUAUUCCCUUAAAGUUUUAACUUAAAAAAAAAAAGAAAAAACCAUUUUACAUCGUGUAAAUAGAUGAAAAGAGAUUUAAAAAAUUUAAGGUUGGCUGUCACGUAAAUCAUCCUAUUACACACCAAAUAAAAUUCCUCAUUCCUG